AAUUUGUUGACGUUUAACAACAAACAUGGAGGGUGUGUUGUCGAAGUGGACGAAUUACAUAUCAGGUUGGCAGCCUCGCUGGUUUAUAUUAGAUAAUGGGGUGUUAUCUUACUACAAGUCCCAGGAAGAUGUCAACAAUGGCUGCAAGGGAUCUAUCAAGAUGGCUGUUUGUGAUAUUGUUGUUCACCCAACAGACAUGACACGCUUAGAUCUGAUCAUUCCUGGAGAACAACAUUAUUAUGUUAAAGCCAGUACACCUCAAGACAGACAAUCUUGGCUGAUAGCUCUAGGCAGUUCUAAAGCUUCCUUUAGUGAAGUCAGUGCUGCUAAAAAAGAUGCAGAUGGCGUUCCAGAUCAAAUGAAAACAAAAAAAUCUGAACUGCGUCUCUACUGUGAUCUGCUAAUGCAACAAGUUCAUUCUAUCAAACAGACAGUAUCAUCAGCUGAUAGUAACUUGGAUGUAGAGAAACUAACAGAAGCAACUUCAUUGAUAGGGGCAACUUGUGAUACUUUUAUUUCAACUCUCGACGACUGUAUGAAACUUGUUGCCAAUACUCCAAUGUUUGAGUCCCCUCACCAGCAUGUUCGUGAUGCUGCUAUACCAUCCUCUCCCACAAGACCCAAUGUCCAAAGAUUGCCUGGUACAAGAUCAACAAUAACAAGACCAAAUGAAAAAAUAUCCAAGCGCCAUUCAUCAGCUGAUACUAUUCGAGUUCAUUCCUCGUCAUCCCAUCAUUCUCCCCAUGAGAACUCCCCUCGCCUCUCACCUGUCCAUUCCCAGCCUGGGAGCUUUCAGGUGACCCACACAGUGCAGCCCCAGUCUAGCAGCAUCAACAACUCUAUAGAUGAGGUGGAUGAAGCCAGACCUCUUAGUAAUGGAACCACAGACCAUGAGUCUAGGAACAACUCGGCUGAAAUUUCAGAUGACCCUAUGGCACCUUUAAUACUAUCAAAUGCUGCUUCUUCAGAUGAUUUAGAAAACUUAGAUGAUUUUAAAGAUGCUAUUGAUGAAACUAUUGUAACCUUUUUCUCAGAUAUGCCUGUGAAUUUCUCUCAUGUUGAUACCAGUGAGGAGGACAGUAUUUUAGUCAACCCUUUCUUAGAAGCUUGUAACAAUUUAGUUCCUAUUUUUGACAAAUUAAAUAGCACAGCAUUUUCCCCAGUCAAAAUGGAUUUUUGUGGCAAUAUCAGGAAAAUUCGCCAGAAACAACUGAGCAACCCUGAGCAGUUCCCAACCCUUGAGUCAAUGGUUUUAAAUGAAUUACAGAAUGGUCAGCACACACAUUCAAACUCUGCCACAUCAGCACUGCUAUGGUUAAAAAGGAGUUUAGAAUUUAUCAGAGAGUUUCUAAGAGAAUGUAGCUCUGGAAGUACUGACAUGGAUGUCUGUGCCAGCAACGCUUACUCACGCACACUCAAAAACUAUCAUGGAUGGGUCGUCAGAGGUGUUUUUGCAGUGGCAGUGAAAGCCCUCCCCUACAGAGAGACCUUUAUAUGUCACUUGGCUGUGGGAGACAAAGUGGAUCCCACCAGUCGACAGUUUGAACAUGCCCUACUCUCUGACAUUGAAGUCUUUGUACAACAUUUAGACAGGGUCCUUAUAGCCAUCAACAAGUUUUAUUUCAAGCAUUCCCUUGAUUCAUCAGAAACUGUCUAAUCUAUUGCAUUCACACAAUCAUAUAUUUCCUACUCCAUUUAACAUCAAAGAUAUGAUUGCCACAGCACUCAGAACAGAACUUAGAACAUUUUUAAUACUUUCAUAUAUUCCUAUAUUUUUAAUGGCUAAAACACUGACAAAACUGUAAAUAUAUUAUCAUAAAUUUUUCAUCUAUAUAGAUUUACAAAAUCUAUAGAAUCAGUAGCCAUUCCAUUACUGUUUUAUUGGCUACUGCUAAUCAAGCUACUUAAAGAUUAUUCCCAUGUAUUUAACUAUAAAUCUUAAAGCUUUAUUCUACUUCCUCCCUAAAGAAUGACCAUAACCUUCACUGCCUUCCAUUCAAUGUAAGUCCAAGUUUUGGAAAAUUGUAAGAUAAAAUUUGGCCAAAUCAAGUUUUGUUUCUGUGAAUUUUGAUCACUUGAAUUAUGCCAUAAUAGGUUUGGUAUUGGAUUAUACUAGUAGAAUAUAGUAGCUCUAGGUGGGUUUAUUUGGUUCUUCUGGAUUUAAAAAAAAAAUUAUUAUUUCAUAAAUUGGCUUUUCCUUGAUUUCAUAGAAUGUUGUACAUAGGUAGAAUAUGAAUUAUAGUAUCUGUGUUAUAACUUUAGUGGGAGCUUGCCGUUUUCCUCUCUAAAACUUUGUAACAUUUCAUUCCUUUUUUUGUCUUGCUUUUAUGUGAACUAACACGAUAACUUAUUUCUCUUGUAAAAGAAAUCAAUAGUAAUAUGAAUAUUAUCUGUUGGUUUUUGGCUUUACUUUAGUAGACAAUAUUUCUUCAGUCAACUAGCAAUUUAUACCAAUCAGUUUCAAAGAAUUAAUUUGUGUAUAGCUGUUAUUUUUUUGUUUGGCUUUGUUGUUUUUUAAAUUUUUACUAUUGUAAAACUAUAAAUAGUAGUUUGAACAGGUUUAGCUAUAGUUUAAAAUAUUUGUUUGUAAGUGCAUUCAAAAACAAUUUUUACAGGUUUUUUGAAAAUUUUGAAUUUCUGUCAAAUUAAUUUAUUCACAUUUAAACAUAGUUUAUAAAAAAAUCUGGGCAGUAAAAAUUGAGUUUAGUAUUAUUCCACUUCAGUAUUACACCUUACAAAAAGUCUCUAAACUUACAUGACUGUUACAGAAGUAAACUUCCUAUUAGUAUUAUGAACAAAUAUGAGAAGCAAAUACUACAUGAGAACCUUCAAAUUAAAAAAAAAGUUGUUCUUUCUUUUGUCUAUAGGAUAUUUAUUUUUAAAAACUAGCUUUAGUUUUAUUAGUUAUAGGUUUGCUUGGCAGGGCCUGACAUUUUUACAGCUUGUUGGGCUGUGACAGCAAUAAGCAAUCAAAUAUUUAAUGAUGCUGCCAAAAGUGCAAUACAUUUAAGUUGAUGCCAUAUCUAGUGGGUUUGCUUUUAUUUUAAAAUAUAACUGCUGGUUCAUUUUAUCUUUUUAAAAAAGAUAUUUUAAAUAGAAGUAAAAAAAAUGUGUUUUGGAUUAUAUUACACUAUUGUACCAAAGCAGAGUACAUAAUUAUCUUUUAGAUGUUUUUCUAUCUUAAUUUUCUUUAGAUUAUAUAACCAUAAUUUUAUGUGAACAUCAGUUAAGUACACAGGGUAUAAAGCAUUGUUAGUUGACUUCAUCCUAAAUUACCUAAUGUUCAAUUAUUGUCCCCAUUAACUUGAUGUUAUUUUUGUAGAACAGUAGAAAAUGUAUUUUGUAAAAAAAAAACCUUUUUAAACAGCUUGUUUAUGUUACUUUUCAAAUGCCUACAUUAUAUUAUACAAGUUGACUCCAUCAAUUCAUGCGUACAUUAUAGUGUAAAGGUUGACUCUAUCAAUUCAUGCCUGCAUUAUAGUGUCUAUAAGUUGGCUCCAUCUAUUCAUUAUUGUGUACAAGUUGGCUCCAUCAAUUCAUGUGUACAUUAUAGUGUACAAGUUGGCACCAUCUAUUCAUUAUUGUGUACAAUUUGGCUCCAUCAAUUCAUUAUAAUGUACAAGUUGGCUCCAUUCAUUCAUUAUUGUGUACAAGUUGGCUCCAUCAAUUCAUGUGUACAUUAUAGUGUACAAGUUGGCACCAUCUAUUCAUUAUUGUGUACAAGUUGGCUCCAUCAAUUCAUUAUAAUGUACAAGUUGGCUCCAUCCAUUCAUUAUUGUGUACAAGUUGGCUUGACGAAUUUAAACAUAUCAUUCCAGCUCCUCUUUGUGGAGAAGUUGUUUUACUCAACAUUUUGAACAAUAAAAAACUGUGUGAGACACAUGACUAUACCUGCUCAACACUGUCUACUUACAAUGGUGAUGCAACACUUCAAUCAUAUUUAUAACAUUCAUGAAUGACAAAAAAUACCCUUUAAUAUCAAAUAGACUUUCUUAUAUUGUAAAGAUAAUGUAUUUUUUGUACAUAUUUUUAAAACCUGACUUGGGUCAGCCAUGUGGUCAUCAUAAUAUAGAUGUGAUAUUUGUUAAUAAACUAUUGUAUGCAGAUUGGUGAAAUGCAUAAUGUGAAAUGAGGGAAAUAAAUAGGUCUUUGUUUUAUGUUGUUUCAAUGUGUUUAUAUUA
Messenger RNA from Physella acuta, 4181 nucleotides. Its product is annotated as pleckstrin homology domain-containing family A member 3. Gene Ontology annotation, molecular function: ceramide 1-phosphate binding; ceramide 1-phosphate transfer activity. Gene Ontology annotation, cellular component: cytoplasm; membrane; cytosol. Gene Ontology annotation, biological process: ceramide transport; intermembrane lipid transfer. NCBI's taxonomy places the organism in Eukaryota, Metazoa, Mollusca, Gastropoda, Physidae. The record is from RefSeq and is a predicted model, not a curated record.